This is a messenger RNA of Ustilaginoidea virens, 1131 nucleotides long. RefSeq lists its product as uncharacterized. Bases 1 to 1131 code for a protein of 376 amino acids. The transcript has 5 exons. NCBI's taxonomy places the organism in Eukaryota, Fungi, Ascomycota, Sordariomycetes, Hypocreales, Clavicipitaceae. The record is from RefSeq and is a predicted model, not a curated record.
AUGCCUUCGAGGAAGAGAUCCACCCCACAUGCCAGUGCCGGGCGAAGGAGGUCCGGUCGCCUGUCCUCCGUUGAGCAGAAGAGCUCCUACUUUGAACCCUCUGAGGAUGAGUCGGAAGACCGUGAGGCUCCUGUAAAGAGACACAAGGUCUCGCCCAAGAUAAAAAAGGAUGUGCACGAGGGCCACGACGACCCGGAUGACAACGACAAUGCCGACAUUGCCGAUGACGACGACGAUGACGACGACGAGGCUCCGCGCAGGGUUGAAAUCAUACCGCUCGAGAAGCUGCGGGACACGGGUGGAGUGGAAUACGCAAACCGCAAGGUACACAAGAACACGCUGCUGUUUCUCGCAGAGCUCAAGGCCAACAACAAGCGGUCUUGGUUGAAAUCACACGACGGAGAGUUCAGACGCGCUCUGAAAGACUGGCAAUCCUUUGUCGAAGCCGCCACAGAAACAGUCAUUGACGUGGACGGCACGGUUCCGGAACUCCCGGUCAAAGACGUCGUUUUCCGAAUAUACAGAGACGUCCGGUUUAGCAAGGUCAAGACCCCAUACAAGCCUCACUUCUCUGCCGCGUGGUCGAGAACGGGGAAAAAGGGCCCCUAUGCAUGCUACUACAUCCACUGCGAGCCUGGCUCAUCCUUCAUCGGCGGAGGACUAUGGCACCCGGAAGCGUCGCUCGUCGCAAAACUCCGCCGCAGCAUAGACCGGCAGCCCUGGCGCUGGCGCCAGACGCUCAACGAGCCCUUGUUGAAGAAGACGUGCUUCCCAGGCCUCAGAGGCGUCGACAAUGCCGAGGCAGCCGUCAAGACCUUUGUCGACAGAAACCAAGAAAACGCGCUGAAGAAGCGACCAAUGGGCUACGAAGCUACUCAUAAGGACAUUGGGUUGUUGAAGCUGCGAAACUACACUAUUGUGGUCCAGAUUGAUGCCGAGGCGCUCACAAAGGAUGACGCGCAGAGCCAGCUGCGCCAAGUAAUCCAAGCUCUCUCUGGUUUUAUAACAUUUUUGAACGGCAUAAUCAUGCCGGAUCCAGCUCUCGAUGGCGAUGAGGAUGAGGAAGAUGGCGAUGACGGUGACGACGGUGACGACGGCGAUGGCAACGAUGUCAACGAUGACGACGAAUAA